AUGUCGAGCACAAUACAAAAUACCAAUAGCGUUUCAUCUUUUGCUCUAGUUAUUGGAUUAAUAAUAGUUUUAUCAUUAUUAGUUGGUAUUGGGGCGAUUAUUUAUCUGGCAACAACAAUAUCAAAAGUGGCAACAACAAUAUCAAAAGUGGCAACGGUAAUGGCAAUGGGUUAUAAUAGUUCAAUAUCUUCAAUAUCAAAAAAUCCCCGCAGCAAGACCGCAAAGAACGAUAAUAAUGUUCUUCCCAACAAUAAUCUUUUUCCCACCAAAAAUAAUAUUCGCGCUAACAACAAUAACAACGACAAUAGUAAUAUUUCUCAACAAUCAAAACUAUUAAAUCAUCAAAAUAUCGAAAAAGAAAAAGAAGAAAAGAUUCGAAAUAAAAAACAUUUACAACAACCAAUUAAUAUUAAUAACGAAAGUGUAAUGAAUGAAAUUACAAGAUUGCCAACAGCCUAUGCUCCAAGGGCACGUGUCCUGUAUGAUGAUAAUAAAAGAUCAAAAUCUGAAACUUUCUCGUCUUCUCCACUUUCCUACCCAUCAUUGUCAACUUCAACAAAAUUCUUGAAACCAACACAAACAAAAUCAUUUGUAACAAUAAAAUCUUUAAACUCUUCAUCAGAGACAUCACCUAGUAACAAGGCAAAUAAUAAUCAUCUAUCAAUAGACGAAAGUCAUUAUGAAUCAUCUCAAAACUCCUCUCAAACUAUAGUUCUUAAUUUAUGUGACUACUAUACCGAUGAUAAUAAUACUAUUGACAAUCGUCAUUCUAAAGGCAACUAUAUUGAUAGUUAUUAUCAUAAUAGCAAUUAUA
This is a messenger RNA of Entrophospora sp. SA101, 814 nucleotides long. The record is from the annotation of a GenBank genome assembly. Lineage: Eukaryota; Fungi; Glomeromycota; Glomeromycetes; Entrophosporales; Entrophosporaceae.